Prunus armeniaca (apricot) is the source of this 669-nucleotide messenger RNA. Lineage: Eukaryota; Viridiplantae; Streptophyta; Magnoliopsida; Rosales; Rosaceae. The record is from the annotation of a GenBank genome assembly.
AUGCAUCUUCCAUGGCCUGUCAUUGUGCUUAUUAGCAACAAUAGAGACUCUUACAAUACUUUGGUUUCUGAGGCUGUUAGUCUUUUGGGUCCAGCAACAUUCGUCGCGUCAAAGCUCAAAGUUGAAUUUAUAGGAGAAGAGUUCAAUAAUUAUGUAGGAAUCAUCCCAAGAACUUACAUCCUAUCACAUUGUGACUUCACAGCUAACCUGACCUUAACGAUCUCCAAUGUCAUCAACCUCGAUCAGUUGAAAGGAUGGUACAGCAAGGAUGACGUGGUUGCAGAAUGGAAACGGGUGAAUGGUGAAAUGUGCCUACAUAUUCAUUGCUAUGUGAGCGGUCCCAAUCUCAUGCUGGACCUGGCCGCAGAGUUCAGAUAUCACAUAUUUUCCAAAGAAAUGCCUUUGGUACUCAAAGCUGUGUUACAUGGAGACUCUCUACUUUUCAGAGAGCAUCCUGAGCUAUUGGAUGCCAUGGUUCGGGUUUAUUUUCAUUCCAAUUUGAAGAAAUACAAUAGAAUUGAAUGCUGGGGGCCUCUCAAGGAUGCUGUAGAGGGAAGACAAGGGGAUAAUACCAAAGGAAUAACUGCACAUAUGGAUUCUUCCCAUCCCGGAGACAAGCAGGGAACGCCAAAAUCCAUAUUUCAAGUUCUAUUUGCAUUGCUUCUUUGA